This is a messenger RNA of Lindgomyces ingoldianus, 990 nucleotides long. RefSeq lists its product as uncharacterized. The coding region runs from base 1 to 990 and encodes 329 amino acids. The record is from RefSeq and is a predicted model, not a curated record. NCBI's taxonomy places the organism in Eukaryota, Fungi, Ascomycota, Dothideomycetes, Pleosporales, Lindgomycetaceae. The transcript is spliced from 3 exons.
AUGACGCGGUAUCGGUGGAAACGACUCGAAUUCAGUCCUACUUGUCCCUCGGGCGGAAUGUGGUAUUCAUGCGCCUCUGGCUCACGCUUUGUCGGGUGCUGCGUCAGCGACCCAUGCUCGAACGGCUGCUCCCAAGGCAAUAUUCGGACUCCCUGCUCCUUAACGUCCCUAACCCACCAAGCGCAGUGUGCCAGUGGAAGCAAGACGUUCUGGGGAUGCUGUAAAUCGAAUCCGUGUAACCAGGGACUCCAAUGUCCCAGCGGCGACCUCGUUCCUGCCUUCAUAGACCGCCCGGAACAAUUAUCAGCGUAUUCCCCUACUGGCAGCUUAAGCUCAACAAGCACCUCAUCUCUGCCAUCAAGUACCAGCUACCGCUCUACAACCACUACUUCUACAAGCUCUUCCACACACUCUUCUGCAGGUUCUUUUAUUAUUUCAUCAAGGACUAGCUCAACUGUGGCGUCUCCUCCGACUACAGUAACGGUCGUAGCGCCAUCACCUGGUCAGAAUAACAGGGACGGUCACAUUGCAGCCAUUGCGGGCGGUGCAGCAGGCGGCGGAUUGGGCAUCGCUGUUCUCCUCGGGCUUCUCAUUUACUUGAUCUUCCACGCGAAGAAGUCAAGAAAUCUACACAAAGACAUUCUGGAUCGUCGGCAAUCAGAUCUCACCAUGAGGAUAUCAGAAAAGCCAGACGUAGGCGGUUCUCCAACCGCACCAGUGCGACCACCCUGUGCGUCUCCGGACCCAAACAUGUCCCCCUACGAUCCCAACCGUUUCACGUAUCAACAGCAAGCCUUGCGCCAGUUUGAGCUUCCCGCAAUGCCGUCCAGUCGCGGCAACCUAUGGGGGACGUACCACCCGCAUAGACUGUCAGAGCUCUCUGGUGAGACUGCGCGAAGAACCGACGCUGACAGCAUAAUAAAACCUUGGCCGCAUGCAUAUAGUAUGCCACAGAGUCCUCAACGCGCAGUGGGAGAGUCUCCAAAUUAG